This is a messenger RNA of Lates calcarifer (barramundi perch), 8066 nucleotides long. It is a transcript of the gene dusp3a, whose product is annotated as dual specificity phosphatase 3a. The record is from RefSeq and is a predicted model, not a curated record. The transcript has 3 exons. Gene Ontology annotation, biological process: negative regulation of MAPK cascade; protein dephosphorylation. NCBI's taxonomy places the organism in Eukaryota, Metazoa, Chordata, Actinopteri, Centropomidae. Gene Ontology annotation, cellular component: cytoplasm. The coding region runs from base 332 to 991 and encodes 219 amino acids. Gene Ontology annotation, molecular function: protein tyrosine/serine/threonine phosphatase activity; MAP kinase phosphatase activity.
UCAGCUAUUAGCUAUCCAAUGAUAUUGCUCAGAAUACAAUGAUUAAAUGUAAGAUAAAAGAAACACCAAAACAUGUCUAUUUAUCUAAUCUGGCUGGCUAUCUUUUAUUGUGAAAGUUUUGACCGGAUGUACUUGUUCAAACUCCUGUACACUUGACCCUGAUGGUAAAAGCUGUAGCGCUCCCGCCUCAUCAGACACCUUUUCAGACGAGAAGACAGCGCGCGCACGACUCACGUGCGGAGAUAAAAUGCAGUUGAACAACCGGACGAAGCUGACGAGUCUGGCGCUGGCUGUCAUCGAACAUUAAUGUUUUUUGGUUAGAAGAGGAGCCAUGAAGAAACACCUGAGUCCCACUAAACAACAGCAGCAGCAGCAGCAGCAGCAGCAACCACCGGCUGAUGUCCCGGCUCCAGGCGGCGAGGUUACCGUCCAACAACUCAACGAGCUCCUGUCCAACGGAAGCGGAUUCUACAGCUUACCCACACAACAUUUCAAUGAGGUCUUCCCUAGAAUAUACAUCGGUAACGCGUUUGUAGCACAGAAUGCAAUGCGUCUGCAGAAACUUGGAGUGACGCACGUCCUCAACGUGGCGGAGGGAACCUCCUUCAUGCACGUCAACACCAGUGCGGAGUUCUACGCCGGCACGGGCAUCACGUACCACGGCAUCCAGGCCAACGACACCGAGCAGUUCAACCUCAGUGCCUUCUUUGAGGAGGGGGCUGAUUUUAUCGACAAGGCCCUUGCACACAACAAUGGAAAAGGGAAGGUGUACGUACACUGCAGAGAAGGUUACAGCCGCUCCCCUACCAUGGUUGUCGCUUACCUCAUGCUGCGCCAUAAAAUGGAUGCCAGGCUGGCGGUUGCCACUGUGAGGCAUAAGAGAGAGAUCGGUCCUAACGACGGCUUCCUUCGCCAACUGUGCCAACUAAAUGAGAAGCUGGCAAAGGAGGGCAAGCUGAACGGGGAGGUGGGAAAACUAAAGACCAAAUGAUAUUAAAAGACCCUCUCUGCCCUGUCUCCUCCCAUCAUGCCUUUCACAGGCUUCAGCUGCUCCCGGAGACUGACCCCACCCAGACUAAACCAGCACCCAUCUGACACACCAGGGGUAUUCAGAAACACAAACAUACAUGCAUUUAUCUGUGUAGAUAAUUAUUCCUCAUACACACACAAUCUCUCUCUCUCUCUCUCACACACACACACACGUACAUGCUGUUUUCUUUCAAAUCUUUUGUCCAUGUCUCUCUGCUGCUCUGUAAGGGAACAUCUGUCGUCCUCUUCCUGCUCCUACAACGAGUGUGAUCUCAAAUACUUAAACAAAUCCCUCAUUCCCCUUUUUUACCUCCACACCACACAGAUGUGCAGACGUCUCACUGCUAGUAUCUGAAAGCUCUAAUCACUUUUGAGCUGAGCUACUUAAAGCAUUCCUUCGGUUCCCACAAGUUAAGACGGUAAAAACUUACAGAUUUUUAAAAUUUCCUUAAAUAAUUACAUAUAUAUAUAUAUAUAUAUAUAAAUGCAAGAUUAUAGCACAAUCAUUCCAUAGUUUUCCACUGCCGGGAAUGUCAGUGAUGUCUCCGCCAGCAGGAGUAUUCUAUAAGUUCCAAAUACACUCCUAUUAAUACUGAAAGUCGAUGGCCUCACAUGAUACAGAGGGUGAUAUGUGAAUGGAUGGAGGAAAGUCCCAAACAUUCCAGGAAAACUGAAAAUGCCCCUCAGAGUUUUGUUUGCCCACUCAAUCCUUAAAAUCCUCAAGUCUCUUAUCUUCUUUCCAUAGGGGCAGAUAUUGAAUGCACAAACACAAAAAUUCACACUCUACUGCAUCAAAAUGCAAGCUGUAUCUCUAUGUAGCAUUUCAGCUCGUCUGGCCUCUAGUUUGACAGCGGUGGCUCAAACGGUUGUUAACACAGCAAAGGUUGAGCUAAUUAAAAAUAAUGAGCUGCGUGGGUUUUUCUUGCAGCAUGAUGCAUGUUAAUAUGAACUAAAUAUGUUGCUUUUUAGUUUGGCAUUGAGCUCAGUCAGCCAUAUGGUUAAGCAUGCAUUUCUAUUGCAUUAAUCUGAGAGGGAGACACUGGAUUAAAUCUUAUUUUAAAAAGAAGAAAAACCAACAACUUCAAAUUGCCUCAUUUACCUUAUUUCAUUUCUAAUUUUCAGUAACCUGUACCCGACUGUCCUGUGUUAGAAUCACCCAGGAUGCAAAAAAGAGGUUUACACUUGAUAAAUACACUUAGUCUAAACAUAGUCUCAGUUUUAACACAAUCUGCAGGUUCGGUUUGUGUGUUAGACGCAGGUACUAUACUGGUAAAAAAAAAACCAAAAAAAACCAACAACAACAACAAAAAAAAACAAACACUUUUUAUACAUACAAUGCCAGGGUGAACAGACUUUGGAUGUCUACGCAGGAGGCUUUUCAGCUGUCUUACAUGCGUCUGACAGAACAGAUACAGCCCCUUUUUAAUCAGUCGUCCAGCUGAUUGUGUGUUGUGCUAUUAUCACAGCCAAAACCCUACAUUCUGACCUACACUCAGUACUGUGCCUGAACACAUGGAUGGACAGAUGGAGCACUGCCACUGCUGCUCUGCUUAGAGGAUGCUUUUACUACAUGGGCUGUAUAGACACAGUGUUACAGCAACAAGUACUUUAGCAUAGUUUAAAUCUUAACCAAAUUUUUUUUCAUCUUCAGGAAGAGAGAGGACCAACUUUGGUCCUGCAUGAAAAAAACAGCCUCCUCAUUUAUUUGAAUGAAGCUAGUCCAGUAUGACUGUUACAUUGCUGAAGGUGGCUGCAGUGUGACACCAUUUGACAAAAUACUUACCAGCACAUAUUCCUGGUAGAUUACUCUUUAAAGAAAAUUCUGUAUUUCUACUUUUAACUUUGUGUGUUACUCUGUGUCUUACAGGCCCUCUAAAGCCAGUGUUAUACUUGUGCAUCAGUGAGUAUGUAAGUGUGGACGUCCAUGUAGCCAGCAGUUUGGUGUGUCCGCGCGGACUUGUCCGUGUAGGGUCCACACACUAUCUGUGCAUACAUCCUCCAACUGGAUUAGAAAGAGUAUUAUAAGUACAACUAUGUGUCUGUGGUGUCCACAGCUGUACAUGUCCGCUAGGCAGUAUAAUUUAGGCUAAACUCAUGGCUCAUAUUUCAUGUCCCUUGUUGUUGUAGCUGUUUUGGUCUGAAUGUUUGCAGUGAACAUAUUCUGUCUGUGAGCCCUGACGUUUCGUCAGUUAAAUAGGAACGCGAUUUGUUGUUGUAAUAUUCUAGUUAACACUUUCCACAGAAUAUCCAUGACACAUUCAAACUACCAUGCACGACGUGGCAGUAACAUAUGGGUGUUAAAAGCCAGCUGUGCCAGUUUACUGCCUUCAAACUAGAGGCCUUUAGUUCUAAACUGUCAAAUGCAGAGGGAUGCCUCCCACUUUCACCAGAAAGUUCCAGUCAUCAUGCCAGAGAGUUGUCCACUGCCAAUUCCCUGACACAGCCAUUCGGCCAGUAUCCAAUUCCACUGUUUCAUCAACACAGUUUGUCAGAGGUCCAUAUACAACAUGUCACAUGUCUCACCCCUAAGUGUGUGUGUGUCAUACGGUGUUUUAUUAUGCCUGACUUUAUGCACACACAGGGUCAAAUCACAAAGCCUUUUUUUGUUUGUACUGUAUUUAAGCAUUGCAAUAUAUGUCAAUACCCCAUCAGAUAUAUAGAAUGUAAUCACAUCUAAAUAUGACUAUUCAGGCUGUAGUUGUUACAUAUAGGCAACGGUAGCUCAACAGUACAUUUUGAAAGACAAUGUAUUUAAUACUGGGCAUAAUACUGUAAACUAGACCUAGUGCCAGGAAGGAUGUAGUGAUGGAGUGUUUCUAAAUCCUGCACCAGGUCACCAGGUCUCCUCCAGAGUUGUAGAGACAUACUGUGAGAGUGAGGCAGUGUGAGAUGGAAAGUCAGAGAUCACUUCAGUUUGCAGACUGCACUCAGAAAAGAGCGUCAGUAGUUCAGCCACUAUGUCCCACACAUUAGAUCGCAUAUUUCUCUAGAAUAGAACACCUGGGGCACGUUAGCAUGAAUCCAGGGGGAUAGUCAUCUCACUAGAGAGGAAAAUGGAAAGUAGGUUGUCUCACCUCAUUAAUGGCACUAUUUAUUCCUCCUUGGAUAUAUCUGUAUACAUAUGAAUAUAUACAUGUAUACUGUAUAUACAUAUUUAGUGUUGACAUAUAUGAAUGUAUGAGCAAUGUGUCUAUAACGUGUAGGUAUCGUCAGUUUGUCUUAAGUCCUAAUAUAUCAUGUUAUAUUUGUAUAUGACAUCACAGAGUAGCUACUCCAUUUUUUCUGUUUUCACAGUUAAUUACAUGUACAUUAAUAUUCAAAUAUGAUGUACAUGUAAAACGUUCUGUGUAAUUGUGAUAUUUCAUAUCGCAAUUGUGCAAAACUUGCUGAUGAUAGCAGGGGUUUUUUGCAAGCUUAGCUGGGAUACUGAGGCAUGAAGUCAUCGUGUUUACUGGUGUUUUGUACAGCUUUAAGUUUCCAUGGCAAUGCUGAUUUAUUCAUAAUAUACAGCAAGAUGCAGGUGGCAGCAUAGGAUGCAUAUGGUUUAUCCUGCAUAUGAUCUUACUGCAGACAUAUCAUCACGUCCAAGGAUACACUCAUGCUAUCAUCUCUUCAUAUGGUGCCUCAAAACUUUUUCUAUUAUUACUUUUACUUUUAUUUCUUUCUCGACACGCGGUGGAAAUUUUGAGAAUGAGGUGGUUCUCCAGCUACACUUUGCAUUUCAAUGUAGUGUCAUUCACUUUAGCAGGCUGCAGACUCUCCACUAGGGGGAGCUGGUCAGACACUGUCAAACUGCACUGCCUACAGGCAAAAAGUAAUUACACCUGUGAUUUUAAUAUUUUCUAUUCUUUUAUGAAUAGAAGUGGGGGAGUGUAAACUGAUAACAAUUAUAUAUUAUAUUAUUAUAUAUAUAUAUUUUUUUUUUUGCAUUUUUGUGUUUUGGACACAUUAUGAAGCAGAUCUGAAUGCAGAAAAAAAGUAUCUUGUUUACACUACAGUCAAAUGUUGAUAGUUGAUGAUUAAUCCAUCAAUUGUUAGGUCAAUCAACAGAUAAUUAACCAACAACUAUGGUAUUUUGACAGUGAAUUAAUGAUUAAAUAUUCUGUUGAGCAAAAAUGCAAAAAAAAAAAAAAAAAAACCCUGAUGGUUCCAGCUUCUCCAAUGAUGUUCAUUUUCACUAUUUUCUGAUGUUUAUCAACAACAACUAUUGAUUAAUUGAGGAAACAGUUUUCAUAUCAACUGAUAAUGAAUAUAAUUAUUAAAUUAGUUGUGUUCCUCAUCCUUAGUUGCACUAUAAUUGCAGUUCUGCAUAGUUUGGAAGCAAACCAGCCAAAUAACCAAUGUGAAGAUUUAGAGAAAGGUCUUUACAUAAAUACAUCCAGAGGAGCCAUUUUUAGUCUGUGUGUUUAUACAAACAUCAGAUCACAUAAAAUCUCAAAACAUACAUUGAAAUGUCCAGUGUUGCUGAAAGCCUCUGACUGAUUAUUGGCCAUGAGGAAAAGUCAAAGAGGGGAAUAUUAUCACAGGGAGUUGGAGUUAGGUGCAAGCUUUGCAGAGUGAGAACAUGAGCGCAGUUGUGAUGUUUCUCGUGGGGGGGACGUCACAAGGUCGCUGUGUUUCUGGCUUCUACUGAUCAUAUCAGUGCUGGUUAAUGGACAGGUAGUUCGUGUCCACUUUGACCCCCCUGUCAUUUUGUCAUGUCAUCUGUAAAGUUACAAACACUUGAUUCCACACAUCUCGCUAACACUGCUUCCUCUUGUGGGAUCCCUGAAAUGUCUGGCAAGAAGAAUCAGCUUCAAAUUUGAGACUGCUUCAACUUAGUGCAUGUGUCACUGUAUUUUCCCACCACCUCAUCAUGAACCCCAAACCACACAGCGAUGAAGUCAGCUCUAUUAAACAGACAAUAUAAGAAAGACUACUACAGACAGAGAACCACUUACCUCUGUGCCCUCACACAACUACAUUAUAUACCAAGAUUGUGCCAAUUAAGUGAUUAGUGUAUUGUGCAAAACACCAUUUAUACAUGUUUAUAAUUGGCUUUAUUGUCAUAGAAAUGGACUGGGGUUUCACUCAUUUGAAUAUUUGCAUCUGCUCUACAAUACUGCCCUCCUUUCUGAAUACACAAAAAGCAACAACUAACUCUUCUUGUUUAGUUUUACAUCUUUAAAUUUGGGGGUCAAUGGGGGUAAAAUUCUUCAAAUUGGUCCAGGAUGAGGGUAUGUACUUUAUAGCAUCAACUGCCUGCUCCAACCUGCUUAUUGAUUAAAUCAUUGACUGUUUUGGCUCUAGAGAUAUAGGGUCUAAUAAACACCAUGUGGAAGCCAAAGUAGCCAUGGUAGAAGUUUUCUGUCAAAUAACAAAACUAGAAAACUUCUCUUUGGGGAUCAAACAAACACAGAAAGCUUCUGUGAUGGCUACACUGUUGGCUUAACACUCUUUGUAUGCAUUGAGUAACAGAUAAACACUGCCACCUGCUGUUCAACAAAUCCAGUGGUUUGCACAAGUUUCUUUUUUAAUUGCUGAUUAAUUAACAGUGACAUGACAUUAUCAAUAGUUACAAUCCAACCCCAUGUUUUCUGUCACUAAAUUAACAGUUUUCUUUCUUCCUUAAUGUGAAAUGUAAUAUCAAUAUAAAGCUGUUUGCUUUGUUUUGUUUAAACAGGUACCAGCAUCUUUUUGUGGGUUGUACUCCUGGUACAGUACAUUAUGUAUUAUUGAGAAUGUCAAAUGUGAAAUGCCAUUGAUGUAUAUUGUUAUAUAUGCUGAGUAUGUAACACGCACUAAGGAAAUUGUGAAUUGCUGCAUUUUACUGUCAUAACUGGCCUAUUACAGUACAGGAUGUUGUUUGAUAUUGGAUGUAGAGGGUUGAAACUGCAGAGGAAACAAUUUUUUUCAAAUUUCUUUUCUCCUCAAAGAAACAUUUAGUUGAUUUUUAUUUAGAUUUGUCCUGUUGCGAGGACGUGAGUUGAUUAUAGGUUUAAUUAUCUUGCUCUGCUAAUAAAGACAGUUAUUGUUUUUGUACAGUUGGAAACUCUGAAAAGUCCACGAAAGUGUGAUCGUGACCUACUUCUCCAGCUAACUAUGUCAUCAUCCAUGUUGUUUUAGGACGAGUCACCUAUAAUGGUAAUCAGACCUGGGCCAGACUAUAAUUGUAAUUCAUUCGCAGUGCCUGUUUAAAACUGUAUGAGUUACCAGACUCGGAGCGGAGGAUUGUUGAAUCAUUCACACAGAGCCAGGUAGUUGUGUUUUUUAUCACAGAAAAGUACAUUAAAUUGACUUACAAAUAAUUUCCUGUGAUUUUCAUUCAAAUUUGCCGUCCCAUGUGGCACAACUCAGCCAUCUGUGCUGAAGUAGGCAAAAACCUGAGACGUCUGAACCCUCUGUAACUGACAGUUGAUAUCUUACAUCAUGGAAACCCAUCUGGCUGAACUUAUCUGAAUUGUCCAUGAUGCAAUAAACUCCGUCUCCAUCUGGUGCUCCUGAGAGCUUUCAAACAAACACCGGAAAUUACUUACAAAUACUGUUUGGCCCAGGUAAGACGCUGACUCCAGAGCUGUCAUCCUCUUCUUGCUCCCAUUCUGAUAAAUGGCCUAAAACAGGAGUUUUAGCACAAAUGAGCCCACUGCCUGACUCCUCCUGGAGUCCAUUACACAGUCGACGUCUUAUCUUGUCACAUAGUUGCAUUUCUGUUUGUGUACAGAUAUCGCAGCAGACAUUGUUGUGAUGUAGGAUUGGCUGUUCAUGGGUACGUCCAGAGAUAUUUAUAUAUUCGUCAUCGCCACUGACAUCUCAACGAACACGUCACGACAGUAAAGACACAGCACCCCACCCAAAGCCUUACAGUAAAGAUCGAUUCUACAGAUAUGUUUUUGAGUUUGUGUAUCUCACUUCACACAGCAGGAAGGGACAGCUCCCUUACAGAAUGAGACAUUGUUGAAGUGCACUUGAUUUUAAAUUGCAAUGUUAUUUUUCUUACCUUGGAGAAGUCCCCUCUUUCUUAUGUUUAAGAAAUAAAUGGCUGAGGUAUUAACAUCUUA